This is a messenger RNA of Paramecium tetraurelia, 747 nucleotides long. RefSeq lists its product as uncharacterized. NCBI's taxonomy places the organism in Eukaryota, Ciliophora, Oligohymenophorea, Peniculida, Parameciidae. The record is from RefSeq and is a predicted model, not a curated record. The transcript has 6 exons.
AUGGGAAAUGGUACCAUUUAUUUAUAUUUAAAAGAUGCUUUGAGCUCCUGCACAAAAAAAUCGAAAUCGUCCUUAACUUUGAGGGAAUCCAAUUUAACAAUAAGGAGACAGUUCAAUUAAACUACAUGUUCGAUCUUGUAGGGAGAUAUAUUUGUUAGUGGAUUAAAUAUAGUGAAUUGUUCAUAUGAGCCUGCUGAUUCGUUAAUCGUUAAACAAGAUCAGAAUAUCAAAAAGAAAUAGAGGGAUGAGAUCAGAGCAAUGCAUGUAGGUGACGUUAUUUUAACAGAAAGAUAGAAUCUUUAUCUACUUCAUGCUAAAUUACCGAUGUAUUCCGAGGUUAAAGAUUUAUAAAAAGUGUAUUCAACUUAUGAAAAAUGUUUGCAAGUUGCAGAAGAGAAUAUUUUGUCAGAAAUCACUUUUACUGAAUAAAAUGCUUUAAAUUUUACUAUCCCAAAAUAGUACAAUGCAGAAUGCUUAAUCAGAAGUAUCAUAAAUCAUAUAAGUUUAAAUCCUUAAACGAAUUUAAAAUAAAUUAAUUUUCUAAGUAACGAUUAUACUACAAUCAACAUUUUUAAACUAGAAUUGGAUAAUAUCUUGGAAGAAAUGAAGGUACCCAAUUUGGCAGAGAAAAAUAGAAAAACAUUUCUUGAGUUUUUAAACUCUACAAAUUGUGAAGAAGCUCCAUAUUUCCUAAGUACUGGGUUAACAACAAGUUUUGUUCAUCUGGCUGAGAAAAGCACAGAAUGA